Messenger RNA from Scheffersomyces stipitis CBS 6054, 591 nucleotides. Its product is annotated as ESCRT-II subunit protein. The transcript has a single exon. Gene Ontology annotation, molecular function: structural molecule activity; protein homodimerization activity. Bases 1 to 591 code for a protein of 196 amino acids. Gene Ontology annotation, cellular component: ESCRT II complex. Gene Ontology annotation, biological process: protein transport to vacuole involved in ubiquitin-dependent protein catabolic process via the multivesicular body sorting pathway. The record is from RefSeq and is a predicted model, not a curated record. Lineage: Eukaryota; Fungi; Ascomycota; Pichiomycetes; Serinales; Debaryomycetaceae.
AUGACUUCAGAGUUUACGUUUCCCAAAAUCCACUCGUUUCCUCCUCUUUACACAAAACAGCCCAAUGCUACGAUUCUUUCUACUCAAUUAGAUUCCUGGAGUCAGAUCAUACUUCAGUACUGUGAAUAUUUCAGGAUCACAUCAAUGACCUUGAAUGGCACAGUCAAGAGCUCACAGCUUGUGGAUGUAGGAAAAAGUGAUUCAUUGCCGCCUUUGUUUGUGAAUAAUGCUAUCAAUCGAAGUGUUAGUGCUGAUUUUCAGAGUGCCAUCUUUAGUCAUCUCAUUCACAAGGUAAAGAAAGCUGAAUAUAUCAAUCCGAAAAAUCCCGAACUCGGCAUAUAUGUCUAUUGGAGGUCGAUUACUGAAUGGGCACAGUUGUUGUACGACUUUGUAGACAAAACCGGGCAAUUGGGAACAGUUUUGACUUUGUAUGAAUUGACAAAGGCUGAAGAUAGUGGUCUACCUGAAAGCCUCAGAAAUCUUGAUGAAGAGCUUUUGGUGAAAGUCUUGAAGGACGUAUUGAUAAAACAAGGAAGAGCGCAGUUAUUAAUGGACGAUGAAGGCGGAAUAGGAGGGGUAAAGAUCGUAUAG